CGAUUAUGUAGGGCGCAAGCAAGAUGUGUACUGGUGAGCGAGAUUGAGUAUUUCCAAGUAUCUGCAUCUGAUAUCAGUUGACAGCCACGACAUUGAUGACGAGUAAUGUAAACAUCUUACUAAGAUAAGCCAUGCUCUAUUAUUAUCCUGGCCUUAGACAUUCCUUCAUUAUCACAAGAAUAGUACGAAACGUUCAAUGACCUUGGUGAGAUUUGACUAGAACGGUUGUCAAGGAUAUGGUUUCGUUCCGUAGACACGACAAUGGAAACUCUAGAAUGACUACACAGCCCUAGUCAGGUGAUCUUCAACUCUUUAUCUUCACGACUUCAUUAUCUCGUCCAAUGGCACCUUCUCUUCGUACUAUAAAGUACCAGUAGGUGCAGGUAUGUAGUAUGGCAGUAACCAGAACUAGAAAUCAAUCCCAGUUUAUCCUACUACUAAAGACAAAAGCACGUCAUCAUGGGCGCAACUCCAUCACAAGACAACCCCCCGCCACCUAGUUAUGACGAGCUCUACAAGGUGCUUCUCAUAGGUGGGGAACGAGUCGGCAAAACCUCCCUUCAGAGGCGCUUCCAACGUCACCCCUUCAACGAGGAUACAGCCCCCACAACGUCCGUCGACUAUGUCUUUGCAAAAAUCCCAUAUAUCGUCGUCAACGGAGAAGGCGAAUGGAAGAAGAUCCAAAAGCCAGCUAUCAACACUCUCAUAUGGGACACAUGCGGCCAGCACCGCUACUGGCAGCUCGUACCCUCGUUUACGCGCGACGCGAACGUUCUCGUUGCCAUCUACGACGUCACCUGGCGCGAAUCAAUGCAUGAGGCGCUCUGGCGAGUGGAGAGUCAUGCGCAAGAGACUGGUCUGUCAGUGCCUGUGCUCUUGGUAGGGUGUAAGGCGGAUUUGGAGAAUCUGCGGGAGGUGUCUUUUGAGGACGGGAGUAAGGCUGCUGAGGAGCGGGGGUAUCAGUUUCUCGAGGUGAGCGCGAAAACGGGAGAUAAUGUUGAGAGGGUUUUUGGGAUGGUUGCUGCUGCUUGUACUGGGUCGUGCUGAUUGGGAGGUGGGUGUGGCCUUGGAGAUAUCUUAGUAUGUAUGUCACUAUACAGACUUGAUUUUCUAGGAUCAACGAGACUUUCCCCAUUUGGAUGAUGCUGCUUUAAUGAGGGCGCUCAGGGGGUCGCUCACUGAGUAUUUUCUCAUCACCGGUCAAAGCUCAGUGGGCACUCAGGUCCUACUCAGGGCGGGAUUAGUUAUUAGGUAGUCACGAAUGAAGAAGAGCUAGCUAAACCUAUACCUAUAGGCCUGGUAGCUAGUCAAUAGCCU
This is a messenger RNA of Aspergillus campestris IBT 28561, 1317 nucleotides long. RefSeq names its product Rab family GTPase. Bases 460 to 1047 code for a protein of 195 amino acids. Gene Ontology annotation, molecular function: GTPase activity; GTP binding. NCBI's taxonomy places the organism in Eukaryota, Fungi, Ascomycota, Eurotiomycetes, Eurotiales, Aspergillaceae. The record is from RefSeq and is a predicted model, not a curated record. The transcript has 4 exons.